This is a messenger RNA of Ceratotherium simum simum (southern white rhinoceros), 3335 nucleotides long. RefSeq names its product NLR family pyrin domain containing 12 (gene NLRP12). Lineage: Eukaryota; Metazoa; Chordata; Mammalia; Perissodactyla; Rhinocerotidae. Gene Ontology annotation, biological process: cellular response to cytokine stimulus; negative regulation of inflammatory response; negative regulation of canonical NF-kappaB signal transduction. Gene Ontology annotation, cellular component: cytoplasm. Gene Ontology annotation, molecular function: protein binding. The record is from RefSeq and is a predicted model, not a curated record.
GUCAUUCCUACAGCCUCUGCCUGUGAAUGAUCAGAUGGUGGGCAUGUUGGCAUUGCCCGGCCUGCGUGUAGAAACAUCCUAGGCUCCAGCUUCUCUCCUUCGGGGUUCACGACGCCCCCAUGCCCCGAAUCCUGGUCAGGGAUGGCCUCUGCCGCCUCUCUGCCUACUUGGAAGAACUGGAGGCUGUGGAGCUGAAGAAGUUCAAGUUAUACCUGGGGACUGCGACGGAGCCGGGGGAGGCCAAGAUCCCCUGGGGGCGUAUGGAGCAGGCUGGUCCUCUGGAAAUGGCUCAGUUGCUUGUGAUGCAUUGUGGGAUAGGGGAGGCCUGGCUGCUGGCUCUUAGCGUCUUUGAGCGGAUCAACAGGAAGGACCUGUGGGAGAGAGGACAGAGAGAGGACCCGGUGAGGGAUACUCCACUUGGUGGCGCACCCUCACUGGGGAGCCAGUCGGCACGUUCUCUGGAAAUCUUUCCCGGAACUCCAAGAAAAGAUCCCCAGGAAACCUACAGGGACUAUGUCCGCCGGAAAUUCCGACUGAUGGAAGACCGCAAUGCGCGUCUAGGGGAAUGCGUCAACCUCAGCCACCGGUACACCCGGCUCCUCUUGGUGAAAGAACAUGCAAAUCCCGUGUGGGCCCAGCAGAAGCUCUUGGACACAGGCCGGGGACAUGCGAGAACCGUAGGACACCCGGCCAGCCUCAUCCAUAUAGAGACACUCUUCGAGCCAGAUGAGGAGCGCCCGGAGCCGCCGCGCACCGUGGUCUUGCAGGGGGCAGCAGGAAUGGGCAAAUCCAUGCUGGCCCACAAGGUGAUGCUGGACUGGGCCGACGGGAGGCUCUUCCAAGACAGGUUUGAUUAUCUCUUCUACAUCAACUGCAGGGAGAUGAACCAGAGCGCCCCCCAGCGGAGCGCACAAGACCUCAUCUCCAGCUGCUGGCCCGAGCCCAGCGCGCCCCUCCCCGAGCUCAUCCGAGCUCCCGAGCGCCUCCUUUUUAUCAUCGACGGCUUUGAUGAGCUCAAGCCCUCUUUCCAUGACCCUCCGGGCCCCUGGUGCCUCUGCUGGGAGGAGAAGCGGCCCACGGAGCUUCUCCUGAGUAGCCUGAUUCGGAAGAAGCUGCUGCCUGAGGUGUCUUUGCUUAUCACCACCAGGCCCACGGCUUUGGAGAAGCUCCACCGAUUGCUGGAGCAUCCCAGGCACGUAGAGAUCCUGGGCUUCUCUGAGGCAGAAAGGAAGGAGUACUUUUACAAGUAUUUCCACAACGCGGAGCAGGCCGGCCAAGUCUUUAAUUUCGUGAGGGACAACGAGCCCCUCUUCACUCUGUGCUUUGUCCCCUUGGUGUGCUGGGUCGUUUGCACCUGCCUCAAGCAGCAGUUGGAGGAUGGGGGGCUUUUAAGGCAGACGUCCAGGACCACGACAGCAGUGUACAUGCUCUACCUCCUGAGUCUGAUGCAAACCAAGCCAGGGACCCCAACCCUCCAGACCCCGCCCAACCAGAGAGGGCUCUGCUCUUUGGCAGCCGAUGGGCUCUGGAAUCAGAAAAUCCUAUUUGAGGAACAAGACCUCCGGAAGCACGGCCUCGAUGGGACGGAUGUGUCUUCCUUCCUCAACAUGAACAUCUUCCAGAAGGACAUCAACUGUGAAAAGUUCUAUAGCUUCAUCCACUCGAGUUUCCAGGAAUUUUUUGCAGCCAUGUACUAUAUCCUGGAUGAUGGGGAGCAUGGAUCCAGCCCAGAACACAACAUGACGAGGCUGUUGGCUGAGUCCAGGUUCUCAGAAAGGAGCUUCUUGGCACUCACCGUCCGUUUCCUGUUUGGACUCCUGAAUGAGGAGACGAGAUGCUACCUGGAGAAGAGCCUUCGCUGGAAGGUGUCGCCUCGCAUCAAGGCGGAACUGUUGGAGUGGAUCCAGAGCAAAGCCCAGAGCGAGAGCUCUACCCUGCAACAGGGCUCCUUGGAGCUCUUCAGCUGUCUGUACGAGAUCCAGGAGGAGGAAUUUAUCCAACAGGCCCUGAGCCACUUCCAAGUGGUCGUGGUCAGUAACAUUGCCACCAAGAUGGAGCACAUGGUCUCCUCCUUUUGUGUGAAGAACUGCAGAAAUGCCCUGGUGCUGCACUUGUAUGGGACUGCCUACAGUGCUGAUGAAGACGACGGGGUCAGAUGGACUUCAGGGCCCCAGACGCCACUGGCACAGUCACCCGAGAGGAACGUUCUUCCAGAUGCCUACAGUGAACAGCUUGCUGCUGCUCUGAGCACCAAUCCAAAUCUGAUAGAGCUGGUUUUGUACCGCAAUGCCCUCGGAAGCCGGGGGGUGAAGCUCCUGUGUCAGGGACUCAGACACCCCAACUGCAAACUUCAGAACCUGAGGCUGAAGAGGUGCCGAGUUUCCAGCUCUGCCUGUCAGGACCUCACAGCAGCUCUGAUAGCCAAUAAGAAUUUAAUAAGGAUGGACCUGAGCGGCAAUGGCCUGGGGCUGCCAGGCAUCAAACUGCUUUGUGAGGGGCUCCGGCAUCCCAGAUGCAGGCUGCAGAUGAUUCAGUUGAGGAAGUGUCAGCUGGAGGCUGGGGCUUGCCAGGAGAUCACCUCCGUGCUCAGCACCAAUCGACAUCUGGUGGAGUUGGACCUGACGGGAAAUGCGCUGGAGGACUUGGGUGUGAGGCUGUUGUGUCAAGGCUUGAGGCACCCAGUCUGUAGGCUGCGGAUCUUGUGGUUGAAGAUUUGCCGCCUCACUGCUGCUGCUUGUAAAGACCUGGCCUCCACCCUCAGUGUGAACCAGAGCCUGAUGGAGCUGGACCUCAGCCUGAAUGACCUGGGGGACCCUGGGGUACUACUGCUGUGUGAGGGCCUCAAGCAUCCCCAGUGCAAACUUCAGACCCUCCGGUUGGGCAUUUGCCGGCUCAGCUCCACAGCCUGUGAGGGUCUCUCUGCUGUUCUCCAGGUCAACCACCAUCUCCGGGAGCUGGAUCUGAGUUUCAAUGACCUGGGAGACUGGGGCAUGUUGCUGCUGUGCGAGGGGCUGCGACACCCCACCUGCAGGCUCCAGAAACUGUGGCUGGACAGCUGUGGCCUCACAGCCAAAGCUUGUGAGGAUCUUUCUUCCACCCUGGGGGUCAACCAGACCCUGACGGAGCUUUAUCUGACCAACAACGCCCUGGGGAACACCGGUGUCAGGCUGCUAUGCAGGAGGCUGAGCCAUCCCAGCUGCAAACUCCGAGUCCUCUGGUUGUUUGGAAUGGACCUGAAUAAAAUGACCCACAGAAGAUUGGCGGCACUUCGCAUAACAAAACCCUACUUGGACAUUGGCUGCUGAAUGGUACUAUCUGCUGGUUCUUUUCUUGAA